Mycena indigotica is the source of this 3903-nucleotide messenger RNA. RefSeq lists its product as uncharacterized. Lineage: Eukaryota; Fungi; Basidiomycota; Agaricomycetes; Agaricales; Mycenaceae. Gene Ontology annotation, molecular function: protein binding. The record is from RefSeq and is a predicted model, not a curated record. Bases 1 to 3903 code for a protein of 1300 amino acids. The transcript is spliced from 9 exons.
AUGAGCCUCCACUAUGCCUUUUACUCCCGCAACAUUUCCUUGUUCCGCAGUCUACUCGAUGACGGUGAACGCGGAACUCACUCUGCUGGCAGUCCGAGAAGCAAAUCGAAUAAGGGCCCCAGCGUUUUGAAGGCCGCAAUGGGAUGUGAUGUCAAUUCCUUCGAUUGGCUUGGCCGUACCGCUCUCCAUCUCGCAUGUGCAGCCCCAGACGCUCUGGAAUACGUCAGGGCUUUGCUCAAGCACCCAUUCGUCAAUGCCAAUCUCCCCGACAAAGAGAGCCAUUAUACGCCGCUCCAUCGGGCCAUGUAUCAUGGGAAUAUUGCCGCAGCGCUCUUGCUUCUGCAGCGGUCUGAUAUUGACACAUCACUCAAAGACUUUGAAGGGCACACCGCGUUUGACCUCUACAACUCCACUGUGAAUGGCACGGCUCCAAGACCCUCACCCGUUGCAGAGUUGUAUACGUGGGGUGUGAACAGAAAUGCCGCUCUUGGGCAAGAUAGCGGUGAUAGAAGCAGCCCAGAGUCCGUUUGCAUUCCGAAAGUAGGCCCAGAGCCAACUUCGACGAAGCGGUUUCUUCCUCUUCGGGUUCGUCAAAUCUCAAUGGCGAAACUCCACACAGUUGUCGUCACUACGGAGCGCAAAUCCAACCUUCGAGUGUGUGGUUUUGGCAGCGGAGGACGCCUUGGGCCUGGUCAGCAAACGCAAUAUCGCCUAAUCCCCGUUCCCAUAUCCACAUCCACCGAAGUCACGUGUGUGGCACUCGGUCAAGACCAUACAUUGGCGCUCACAAGCAAUGGCGAAGUGUUCAGUUGGGGCUUGUCUCGCUUUCAUCAACUAGGUUAUACUGUUGAGCCAUCGCCAACCAUGGGGAAACUCGAAGAACCCGUUCAAUCUACUCCACGCCGUAUAUUUGGUGCUCUCAAGAAGGAAAUUGUCAAGGGUAUUGCGGCAUCAAAACAGUCUUCCGCUUGCUUCACUGCAACUGAGGUCUUUACCUGGGGAACCAAUAACGGACAGCUCGGCUACGAUAAAACAGCUCAACCUUUCCAAAUCUUGCCAAGGAAGGUAUCGAAAAUAUCCAGACCCGUUGUAGCAAUCGCUUUGAAUGACCACGCGAUGGCCUGUCUUCUCGACACACAAGAAGUCUUUUGUGUGUGGAACGACCGAUGCUUCAAGAUUAACUUCCCUUCGCAUGCCUUUCCAUCCGAAAUCCAGCCAUAUCGGCCGCCUCAGGCGAAACUUGAUGCCCAUAUCGCCAAGAUUACAAGCUCGGACGACACCAUUGCGGCACUGUCGUCAAAUGGUGAACUAUUCACAUUUUCGAUUCCUGACCCAGGCGAAGCCGAGUUGGGUCGCAGUCAUGCCUUCAAACCUCAGCGCGUUUGGGCUUUGCGGAAACAAUUCAGUGCAGUCCGAGAUGUUGCUCUCGGAGCUGAUGGGACCAUCAUUAUCUGCACCGAAUCAGGAAAUGUGUUUGUUCGAACCAGAAACACCAAGGGAGCGUCCACGAAUAAGGCAUUCAAAUUCCAGCGGGUGCCAUAUAUACAGCGAGUGGUCCAAGUCUGUGCCAACAACGCUGGAGCAUUUGGCGCUCUUCGCGUCGACUCGCGUCCCACGCCGAUUCGUGUUGAGGGCAAUACCAUUGUGGAGGAUUUGACUGCCAUCCAGCCAUAUAGUUCAUCGCCGCCCCCGAAGCUCAUCGAAGAUGAGAGUCAACAAGCUCCAGAGACUCCACCGUCCAUGUUUGCUGUUGAGGACCACGAAGAGGCAGAAGAGUCCUCAAUCGAAGCUGACUUUGCUCGACUGUGGGCGUUUUGUCGUCUGUUGAAGACAGGCUGUAUCGACCCUCCUCGGCAUGGUGCUGAUGUUUUGGUUACCGCCAACGGGAAAGAAUUUCCUGCCCAUCGAGUUAUCCUUGCCGCACGUUGCAAGGCAUUCCUAUCGGUUUUGGCUGGAAAUCCUAUUCGCGGUGAUCGUAUCACCAUCAAGCCAGUUCCGAUCACCGGCAACACCGGCAUCAAACUUGGACUUGACUUCCAAGGUUGUGCUCCCAUGACUAUCCUCAUUCUGCUGCAUUACUUGUACUCUGAUGAUUUAUUGGCAAUCUGGGACGGCCGUAUCGUGUCGGCACUGCAGAUCGAGCUCACAACGCACAAUAUUAAACCCGCCCAAGUCAAACUAGAGUUGCAACACCUUGCGCGACUCCUGGAAAUGACCCUUCUUGGCGAGGCGUUGGAGGCGCAAGCAAAGCGAGUGCCUACACCGUCUCUUGGCUGCGACCUCAAGGAGUUGUUCUGUGUUUGCCAAAGCCAUGUGAAUCCCAAGUCAGCGAUUGCUCCUGAUGUUAUACUCCAGUUGGCCGACAGAGACGUCUCAUGCCAUUCCGCCAUUCUGCGAUCCCGUAGCCCCGUGUUCUCGGGAUUCUUUGACGAAGCGGACUGGACUGCUAAACGGCGGGACAGUAACGGUGUAGUCAAGAUCAACUUGAAGCAUCUUCGUUGGAGUGUGAUGGACUAUGUUCUCCAGUAUAUGCUAUGUGGAGUUGAGUCCGAAAUGUUCGAACACUUAGCAUUUGCUAACUCAGUCGACGAUGCACUAGAUUUCAUGUUUGAAGUAAUGGCCAUAGCGGUAAUUCAGCAGUACAGGGCGUUUAACUCUGCUUAUAUCAUCCAGGACGAACUCAUGCUAGAUCGCUUGGUGCUAUUGUGCUCGGAAGUCAUCUUGAAAUGGACCGAUAUCAACCAUGCCUGUUUCAUUUUGGCUGAAGCUUCUUACUAUCACGCGGAACAACUGGUCGACAGUGUCCAAGGGUAUAUCGCUGAGAAUUUGGAAACUUUUCUGGAGUGCAGCAUGCUCAACGACUUGACACCGUCCCUCAUCAAACAACUUUCCCAUUUUGUGAGCAGAAGGCAAAUUGAGAAGAGCCCCAAAGCAAGGACGAACUUCGUCAUCGAACGAGCUAUGACAUUACAUGGUGAUUGGCUGGCAUUACAAGACAUAGCCGAGCCCAUCCCACUUUCGACCAAGGGUGCCGGGAGGAAACCACCAUCGUCCCCGGAACUGGGUCCCAAAAGGCGACGAUCGGGAAUAUUAUCGAACAGCGCUGUUAUGGUUCCGCAAGCUCCGUCGACCGCGAUGGACGAAAUAUUCGAGAUAGACGAUGCGGAAGUGGCUCCCCCGAAACAUCCUGCCCCAGUUUGGAAGGCAUCAUCUGUACCCAAGGUUGAUAUGAAGAGUGUCAUGGCAGAGGCUGUUCAGAGUCAAGCCCCUACCCCGAAGCCUGGCGUCGCUUUAUCCUCUUCGAAAAGCGCGAACAGCUCUUCGUGGAAGGUUUCUACGCAGUCCCCUCCAAUCACACCUUCAACUAGCUUGGGUCGACCGUCUGGUGAGGCCUUUCCCACAUUGGUGCCGUCUACGCCUCCCUGGCAACGGCCUCCACAAACGACACAAACCGGUCUUGGCCCAAUCUUUACCCCCCACUCGACAAACGGCCCCCUCAACUCGGCCUCCACCUCCGUCUGGCAUGAGACAGGUGGGACCAAAGCAUGGACACAGCCUCCUCUGGCCCCAGUCGCGUCUUCAUCUACCGCAACAGCCUCAGUGGCCUCCUUCGCUACAAUCCAACAGCUACAGCUUGAGCAAGAACUUGGCGCGUCUGUUGGCCGCGACAAGAAGUCUCUUGUGGACAUCCAGGCCGAAGAGGAGUUCUUGAAGUGGUGGGCAGAGGAGGAACAACGGGUUAAAGCGGAGGCUGAUGCUGAUGCUGCUGCUAUCGCACGAGUUCUUGCUGGCGAAAAUAAUGGCUCGGCCAAUAAGUCUCCGAAACGGACGAGGAGAAACCGCGAUAAGGGCAAUGAACGCUCUCAACCUCGGCCUAUCACUUCAACCCCACGCUGGGCGUAG